AUGACUGAUCAGAACAAGUAUAACAGCAAGCUGCAGGGCCAGCGUGUGCUCAUCAUUGGAGGUAGCGCAGGUAUUGGCUAUGGAGUUGCCGAAGCAUCAUUGGAGAACGGAGCUCAUGUCAUCAUCUCUUCUUCAAACGAAUCCAGAGGCUACGCAGCCAACAUGGGCGAUCAAGCGAGCCUUGAGUCCAAUGUCGAGCAGCUCUUCAAGAAGGCUGGCUCGCUCAACCAUGUCAUCUUCACAGCUGGAGACUCUUUGGCAAUGAUGCCGCUUGAGGAAGCUACCGUGGACAAGACUAUCCAGGCAGGUAUGGUCAGAUACUUCGCCCCUCUGAUGGUCGCCAAGCAUGCUGCAAAGGUGCUUGACAAGAGCACAACCUCGUCCAUUACCUUUACCACUGGCAGUGUCAGCGAGAAGCCAAUCCCCAACUGGAGCGUCAUCAAUGGUUUCGCCACUGCCCUUCAAGGCACUACAAGAGGUCUAGCAUUGGAUCUCAAGCCCAUCCGUGUCAACUUGGAACACAGAAAGCAGAUGUUCCAAGAGUUUGCGAACAAGAUGGCAACAGGCACGAUUGGUCAAGUCGAGGACGUGGCCGAGGCAUUCCUGUACGCAAUGAAAGACAAGAACUUGACAGGAAGUAUGAUCAGUACAAACGGAGGCGCCCUGAUUAUGUAA
Molecule: messenger RNA, 675 nt
Organism: Aureobasidium musti
Lineage: Eukaryota; Fungi; Ascomycota; Dothideomycetes; Dothideales; Saccotheciaceae
Source: the annotation of a GenBank genome assembly